This is a messenger RNA of Gamsiella multidivaricata, 2271 nucleotides long. Its product is annotated as FAD dependent oxidoreductase-domain-containing protein. Gene Ontology annotation, molecular function: calcium ion binding; glycerol-3-phosphate dehydrogenase (quinone) activity. Bases 1 to 2271 code for a protein of 756 amino acids. NCBI's taxonomy places the organism in Eukaryota, Fungi, Mortierellomycota, Mortierellomycetes, Mortierellales, Mortierellaceae. Gene Ontology annotation, biological process: glycerol-3-phosphate metabolic process. Gene Ontology annotation, cellular component: mitochondrion; glycerol-3-phosphate dehydrogenase (FAD) complex. The record is from RefSeq and is a predicted model, not a curated record. The transcript is spliced from 5 exons.
AUGAUCUACCUGGAGCCUCAGCAGGCACCCAGGGACCCCACUCGUCCUCACGCAUUUUGGGCACCACCCUCGCGCGAAGAGAUGAUCCGCAUGCUGCAGGAGGGUCCUGGUGCGAUCAAGAACAUCGUCAGCGCCAAGGAAAGGCUCUCUUUGCUAGCAAGUGUUCCAGGAGGGUCAGGCUCAGGAUCGGCACCAGCGACGACAGCAGCUGCCUCUGACACGAAAUCAUCAGCAGACGACGAAUCGGACGUGUUCGAUCUGCUGAUUAUUGGAGGUGGUGCUACAGGCGCUGGGUGUGCAGUCGAUGCUGCUACUCGUGGACUGAAGGUCGCCAUGGUCGAGCGCGAUGACUUUUCUGCUGGAACAUCCUCAAGAUCGACGAAGCUUGUUCAUGGAGGUGUCCGUUACCUGGAGAAGGCCGUGCGUGAGCUGGAUAUUGAGCAGUACAAUCUUGUCAAGGAGGCAUUGAACGAACGCGCCAACUUCUUAAAGAUUGCCCCCUAUCUCAGCUAUCAGUUGCCGAUCAUGCUGCCCAUCUACAAAUGGUGGCAAGUUCCAUACUACUGGGCUGGAUCUAAGGCAUACGAUCUGCUGGCGGGUCAUCAAGGCAUGGAGAGUAGUUACUUCUUGAGCAGGGGCAAGGCUUUGGAGGCGUUCCCUAUGCUCAAGAACGACAUGCUGGUCGGAGCCAUGGUCUACUACGAUGGUCAGCACAACGAUUCGCGCAUGAAUGUCGCUCUCGGAUUGACUGCAGUUCAGUAUGGUGCAGUCAUCGCAAACCACGUCGAGGUCGUCGAGUUGCACAAAGAUGCCAACAAGCGACUGUGUGGAGCACGCGUCAGAGACAACAUGACGGGCAAGGAGUUCAACGUCAAGGCUAAGGGUAUCAUCAACGCUACGGGACCCUUCACUGAUGGUAUUCGUCAACUGGAUGAUCCCUCGAUCCAGACAAUUGUCUCACCCUCUGCAGGAGUUCACAUCAUUCUGCCAAACUACUACAGUCCUGGAAACAUGGGUCUCUUGGACCCCGCCACCAGCGACGGAAGAGUCAUCUUUUUCUUGCCAUGGCAGGGAAACACCAUCGCAGGAACCACCGAUUCUGCGACCCAGGUCACCCAGAAUCCCAUGGCGACUGAGGAUGAGAUCAACUGGAUUUUGGGCGAAGUCAAGAACUAUCUGAAUCCAGAUGUCAAGGUCCGCCGUGGAGAUGUCUUAGCUGCCUGGUCUGGAAUCCGUCCCUUGGUCCGUGAUCCAUCUGCCAAGAGCACUGAGGGCCUGGUUCGCAACCAUAUGAUCAAUGUCAGUGCAAGCGGAUUGUUGACGAUUGCCGGAGGCAAGUGGACGACCUACCGUGCAAUGGCCGCUGAAACUAUCGACAAGGCUAUCAAAGAGUUCAACCUGCAACCUACCCGCGGAUGCUCGACAGACCGCGUCAAGCUCAUUGGAUCACAUGGAUACAGCAAAACGAUGUUCAUUCGCCUCAUUCAGCAGUUUGGACUAGAGACCGAAAUUGCCCAGCACCUUGCCAACAGCUACGGCGACCGUGCUUGGGCUGUUGCCUCACUUGCACAAACAACUGGCAGACGCUGGCCUGUCUUCGGAAGAAGGGUUUCGCCUCUUUACCCUUACAUCGAAGCGGAGGUCCGUUAUGCCGUGAGACGCGAGUACGCCUGCACAGCCGUGGAUGUUUUGGCCCGUCGUCUCCGCUUGGCAUUCUUGAACGUCCACGCAGCGUUGGAUGCCCUGCCAAGAGUCGUUGAGAUCAUGGCCGAGGAACUAAACUGGGAUCAGGCGCGUCAAUUGAAGGAGACUGAGGAUGCAAAGGCGUUCUUGAGGACGAUGGGGUUACCUCAUGAGCAGAAGAGUUUCUGGGGCCGCUUGGGAGGCAAAUCCUCAACAGGAGCGAGUGUUCCUGAUUCGUUUUACUCAAGAGCACAGUUCGACCCUGAGGAGCUGGCAGAGUUCCACAAAGUCUUUGGAGCUUUGGAUCACGACGGCGAUGGUCAUAUUAAUGGUCAAGAUCUCGGCGAGGUUUUGAAGAAUCUCGACAUGGAUGUUGACACUCAAGUCCUGAAGAACAUUAUCGAUGAGGUUGAUCUGGACAACUCGGGCACAAUCGAGUUCAAUGAGUUCUUGGAGGUGAUGGGUGGAUUGAAGGAGCAUGCCAGCCGAUCGGCCUUUUCCAACAUUGUGGUUCAAGUCGAGAACCAAAGGGAUAUCGACUAUGGUAUCCAGGCCAAGAAGAUCGACCGCAGUGGUGGCGGUGCUUAA